CGUGGAGAGAAGUUGACAUUGACUUUACGUCAACUCUCAAUGUGGCCGAACAGCCGAAAAAAUCAAAAUUAAUUCAUGAAAUAAAUGUUACUUAGGUCCUUUUGAAAAGUUAAGCGAGAUUUCGACCGCAAAAUUUUUUUGUGUGUGUAUAUAUAAAAAAGUUUCUGAAGCAAUUACAAAUAUAACUGUCAGUCGAGUCGAUAAGUGCGAUUUGCAGAAAAACAAAAUAAUAUCGUUUGUUUGUGAACAGUGAAUUAUUUUUUCUUGCAAUAGUUUUCUUUAUUAAUGAAUACUUUCCUACUGUAAAAUGGAGAGUAAACCUGAACUGCAGCAGCAGCCCAAUUCGGGUGGAUUACUUCCCCCGCCUCCGCCGCCACCAGAUAUGCUUCUCGUUGGAAGUGGUCCGACAUGGCCACCAGGGCUUGGUGGUCCACCAAUAAUGGCCACAGGUCCACCCCCUUCCCUAAUGGGCCCCCCUCCGGUUUCGCUUAUGGGGCCACCUCCUUCCAACCAUGGAAGUGUACCACCAGGAAGUGAAGAUGCAAACAAAAACCCUCCCCCAUUGAUGUCACUGAAUGUUGGAAAUCCGGCAGAAUCAGAGGCGGUCAUCAAAAAACCCUCCGAACUGGUUUUGCCAAAAGCUUUGGAAGAUGUAUUGGCUCUAAAGACGCUUAGAGCUAAAGAGUUGGGUGCGGAAGAAGCAUUGGCCACUACAGGUGCAGUUGUUCCAACAGUACCCUUGCUUCCUCCACCACCAGCGGGUGUUAUGAGCUCUUAUUUGGACAUGGAUGGUGACUCAGAUGACGAGAAUUUGGAUGGUUUGGUACCACCGCCACCGGUCAUCUCGAAAGCGGAAGGAAGGUUGGACCGCAACCGCCGCAGAAAACAGCGAAAGAAGGAGAAUCGAAAGGCUAGAAGAGAACAGCAAGCCAUCGUAUUGCAGCAGCGUGAGAAGGAUAAGGAAGGAGGAAGUGUCAAGGAACUGACCAGCAAAGAACGUCCAGUAGAAAAAGAAAAAGAGGUCGUGGGGGUAGAAGCGGAUGGUGAGGAUGAGGAUGGAGAGUCCGUGAAAAAAGACACUGAAAAGAGUAAGGAUGAUAAGAAAGAGAAUGGGGAGGAUAAACCUAAAGAUAAAGGGAAAAACAAAGAAAGUAAAAAACGAAAUGAGAAAAGCACCGGAACAUUAAUUGAAGACGAGUUGGACAAUGUAGAAAUUGAAUAUGUUCCGGAGAAGGUGACCAUAGCAGAUCUUGCUCCAAUGUAUCGUCAGUUUUAUCGAGUUUUCGAAAUCUUUAAACUAGAGUCGAAACCAAAAGAGCCUACCAAGGCAGAAAUUGCGGAAAACGAGAAAGCCACAGCAGCUAAGAAGGCAAACGAAAAAGACGACGACGACGAUGAUGACGAAGAUGAUGCCAUGGAUGAAGAAGAGAAGGACGAAAGAGAGAGGAUUUCCAAACGAAAAAUGAAGAAGCUCACCAGAUUGAGUGUGGCUGAACUGAAGCAACUGGUAGCCCGACCAGAUGUCGUUGAGAUGCAUGAUGUGACUGCACGAGAUCCCAAGUUGUUAAUUCAACUAAAAUCGCAUCGGAAUACGGUCCAAGUUCCAAGACAUUGGUGUUUCAAGCGAAAGUAUCUUCAAGGAAAACGCGGUAUUGAAAAGCCCCCAUUCGAACUACCAGCAUUUAUUAAAAAGACCGGAAUCAUGGAAAUGCGAGCAUCGCUGCAGGAAAAGGACGAAUCGAAGACGCUGAAGGCGAAGAUGCGUGAGAGGGCUAGACCGAAAAUGGGUAAAAUCGACAUUGACUACCAGAAGUUGCACGAUGCGUUCUUCAAAUGGCAAACCAAGCCACGCAUGACGAUCCACGGAGAUCUGUACUAUGAAGGAAAGGAGUUUGAGACUCGCCUGAAGGAAAAGAAACCGGGAGACCUGUCGGAGGAGCUGCGUGUGGCUCUGGGAAUGCCUAUUGGUCCUGCUUGUCACAAAAUUCCGCCUCCUUGGUUGAUCGCUCAGCAGCGCUAUGGUCCCCCGCCCAGCUAUCCGAAUCUGAGAAUCCCGGGUUUGAAUGCUCCUAUUCCGGAGGGCUGCUCGUUCGGUUACCAUGCAGGGGGCUGGGGUAAACCACCGGUCGAUGAAAAUGGCAAACCGUUGUACGGAGAUGUGUUUGGCAUGAGUGCCAGCGAGAAUGAUAACGGUCUGGGCGAAGAGGAAGUCGAUCGCACCCAAUGGGGUGAACUGGAAUCAGAAUCAGAAGAGUCAUCUGAAGAAGAGGAAGAAGAUGGAGAGGAUUUGGGUGCUCCACCAGACGAGAGUGGUCUUAUAACACCAGCAGAGGGAUUAGUCACACCAUCGGGUCUGACAAGUGGAGUACCGGCCGGAAUGGAAACACCGGACACCAUUGAGCUGCGCAAGAAGAAAAUAGAAAGUGAAAUGGAGGACAACGAGACACCGGUACUGUAUCAAAUCCUACAAGAGAAACGCGCCGAACGUAUUGGUGCCUCCAUGAUGGGAUCAACCCAUGUUUAUGAUCUGGCGGGAGCUGCUGCUGCGGCCGCAGCCAGUGGUUCUCGUGGGGCCCGUGGUGGGCCAGUCGAUCGCGAAGGCAUGGUUGAACUGGCUCUGGACCCGUCCGAGCUGGACCUGGACAAUGAAGCCAUGGCCCAGCGAUACGAACAACAGAUGCGCGAGCAGCAAAGUCAUCUACAGAAGGAAGAUCUUUCCGAUAUGUUAGCCGAGCACGUUGCAAGACAAAAAUCCAAACGAAAACGCCAACAAACGGACACCACCAGUAAGCAGACCAAGAAGUAUAAGGAAUUCAAGUUCUAAAAUGGUGGGAUUUCGAUGGAAUACGUUGCAGGUAAGGAGUUCUUAAAUAUCAAACAUUUAUAUAUUUCCCCAUGUAGGGUCAAUAAAAUCUUAUUGAUAGCGGGCUAGAUGGAAAAUAGCAAA
Messenger RNA from Armigeres subalbatus, 2947 nucleotides. It is a transcript of the gene Sf3b2, whose product is annotated as splicing factor 3B subunit 2. Gene Ontology annotation, cellular component: nucleus; U12-type spliceosomal complex. The coding region runs from base 308 to 2824 and encodes 838 amino acids. The record is from RefSeq and is a predicted model, not a curated record. NCBI's taxonomy places the organism in Eukaryota, Metazoa, Arthropoda, Insecta, Diptera, Culicidae. The transcript has 3 exons.